UGACUGAAAAUUUUAAAUUAUUGAUACUACACUGACCGAAAAGAAAAUAAGCAGAAAUAUUCAAAUAUGAAGCUGUUAGUUUUCUUGGUACUUGGAGCAGUUAUUGCGGAGGCAGCAGCGACUCGAGAGGCUACUAAACUGCUGGGUGGUGGGCUGCAGUCGUUCGGGCAGGCAGCAGAACAGGCCAAGGGUCAGAUGACCGACAACUUUCCCCGAAGUGUUGAGGACUUCUCCCAGUUCACUGACAAGUCUAAACAGAGUCAGCGUCACUUCACGCGUGCCGAGGUGUCGCGCUGCGCCGGCCGCGGCCGCUCUUGUCUCUACAUCAUCUACAACAAGCUCGUGCUGGACCUCACCGACUUCGCCAAGUUCCACCCGGGCGGGUCGGGCUUGCUGAGCCGGUACGCGGGAAGCGACGCGACGGCCGCCAUGCGCGCCACCGGCAUGCCGCCCGCCGUCUUCGACACCUUGCUGCAGAGGUUCGUCAUCGGCACACUUGUGCAGGACUGAUGCGGUCGCUGAAAAUACCUGAAAACUGUCGAUGAUCACGGAUGAAUGAUUAUGUGUUUUAAAAGGACUUGUAUUUCUGUUAAUACAGGGAAAGUGUUUAUGUAUUGUUAUGUAAUGUUGAUAAUUUUGGUAAGGUUUUGAGAUUGGUAAAAAAUUAAAUGAAGUAUUCUGGAAUUGAGCCUUUACUUAAAUGUAAAUUGAGUUCCUUAGCAUGUGGUGGUGUGUAAAUAGUUUUAUAAAAUUAUAGCAUAACUCAUUGCGGAUGCAUAGUAAGAGAGAUGGCGCUCUUUGCCGUGUAUUGCGCUGUCAUGCUUCCACAACCAUAAUAAUAUUACUAUAUGACGUGUCUGAUUAUAUUGUGAGUUUGGUAUUUGUAAAUUUUGGCCAGGAGUAAAUAAAUAAAAUUAAAUCUUACUGUU
Trichoplusia ni (cabbage looper) is the source of this 929-nucleotide messenger RNA. Its product is annotated as fatty acid desaturase 1-like. Bases 67 to 510 code for a protein of 147 amino acids. The record is from RefSeq and is a predicted model, not a curated record. NCBI's taxonomy places the organism in Eukaryota, Metazoa, Arthropoda, Insecta, Lepidoptera, Noctuidae. The transcript has 5 exons.